GACUUGUUGGCUCCCGUCGCGGAACCCGCCAAGUAUAAAACGGAGCCCCCACAGCGGAGCCGGCAUAGGCACUGAUUUUAGAGAGCAAGAACAGAGCCCUGUGAUUCUGGGAAUUCAGCAUUCUCCACCAAAAGAUCAUUCAAAGGACUGAUCGACGCUUCAAAUGAAAGCUUUCUAUUUGUUUAUGAGGAUGAUCUUGAUGGACAUCUCAGUAAUAGCCCUUUGAAGUUGAAGCCACUUCAAAAUCUUUUUCAUCUUUGCGUUUUAGUAGAUAGCAGCAAGAGAUGAGCAGCGAGGUAGAAGCCUGUUCAGAAUGCACCAAAAGAUGCUUACAUCUUCAUAGAAAGACAAAUAGUUUAUCAUCUGUAACUUCGUUCUUCAAAGUUAUGUUUGGCGAUCGCUUUUCCGAAGUUUUGUACUUCCCACCCGUGUUUGCUGCUACAGUGUCGAGGUUGGUUAAUAAAAAAGUUGUUCUUGAGGAUUCUCUUGGGCAACAAUGGAAGGUAACAGUUUCCAAUUGUGAAGGAUCUCUUGCGUUUCGAGAAGGGUGGAGUGCGUUUUCAUCAGAGCAUAGCUUAGAAAUUGGGGAUUUUUUGACCUUCAAUCACAUCAUGGACUUGCACUUCAAUGUUACUAUCUACACGAAAACUGGUUGCGAAAAGGAGUUUGCUAACAAAAGCAAUAUGAGGAAAAGAACUAGAAGUACUUGUCCUGUACUUGAGAUAACUAAUGAAGGUUUGACCCAUCCACAAGCUUCCUGUCCCUCUGUGGGUUCUGGAUCCAAUGUGGCACUGUCUCAAGAUAAAUGUUGCAUGACUUGUUAUCGAGACUUGAAUUUGAACCUGAACCAGGACAAAAGGCCAAAGUACCAGAGCAGUAAUGAACGGAACGGAUCUCUCUGUAAAGCAGACAUUGUUGAUUAUUCGUACGCUUUCAUCAACCAGAACAAGGACAUAGGACUGGAGGAAAACAGAACUCCCUUAUUCGACUUGUUUUCCAUGGAAAUGCAGACGACUAAUUUCUGCGUCAAUGAGAUUACCACGAAGAAAGUUGCUGGGGAUGAGUUAAAUCCUAACCGUGCUUCCACGUCAUCAAACGCUGCAAUUGAUGUCAGCCGAAUUAACAAUGCUCGAGUUGAUAUAAAAGGAGAUAAAAGUCAGUGUUUUGAGGAGGCUGACAUAAAGAGGAGCGUCUCUGGUAACAAUCCUUGCCACGAUAAGACUAUCGAGGUUCCUUUUAUUACGUCUGCAACUAAUUCUGAUAGAAAUGUGAAGCAUUUUUGUGACAUGCCAUUAAAAAGUGUAAAAGACUGCCAGAAUAUACCAGCAGUAUUCGACACGCCCUCAACAAUUACAAGACAUGAUCAUCAGGAGUCUAAUAAUAAACAUACUUUUCCCGUCGACCAUUCCCAUGGCAUGAAACUCGAGUAUCCUCCAAUUUCCCUGGAGGUUAAAAAGUGUCCGCACGGGGACGUCAAAAAGACCACUAAAACAGAAAUGAACAACUAUGAAGACUUCAUUGGACAAAUAUCGGUGUCAAAAGUGAAGGAGGAGCUCCUCGAAAAGUCUAACCAAAGUGGUAGAGAUGGUACUAACAGUAAUGCAGAUUUGAUAGCAACUCGAGCCCACGUCUCCUGCAUAGUGGCUGAAGAUACUCUGUCUUUUCUGGAACUACCGACGAGUUUGCAGUCCCCGUGUUCGAGAGGCCGAAAAAAUCCAGAGAAGAGAAGGUUAGUGUUUCUUCGGGAUCCGAGGAAGAGACUGUGGCCGAUUCUUUACCACGAGAUGCCGAAUGUUCAUGUUCUAACAAGUGGGUGGGAAGCUUUUUGUUCUGCAAAUAAAAUUCAAUCAGGGGACGAGUGUUUAUUUCACGUCGAGGACGAGCUUGAACGCAUAUAUGAAGUACGCGUUCGGAAAUGUAAAAAUUAGUUGUAUUAUAUGUUUCUUAAUCUCUUCUAUGUUUUGGUUUGCUGCUCAAAUCUUAUGGUAAACAGAUCAUAAGUCUAAGCAAUGGUGGAAACUGUUGCAGUGUAAAGUUUAUGUUAAUUAACGUAUUUGUUGGCUCUAAAA
Messenger RNA from Cucurbita maxima (winter squash), 2069 nucleotides. RefSeq lists its product as uncharacterized. Bases 285 to 1928 code for a protein of 547 amino acids. Gene Ontology annotation, molecular function: DNA binding. The record is from RefSeq and is a predicted model, not a curated record. The transcript is spliced from 8 exons. NCBI's taxonomy places the organism in Eukaryota, Viridiplantae, Streptophyta, Magnoliopsida, Cucurbitales, Cucurbitaceae.